AUGGCCAAAUAUCAGCGCCUUCUGGAUGAAGGUAGCUCGGAUGGUUCUGACCAUCUUGAAGCUCACUAUGAAUCUUCCGGCAUGGCAAAGCGUGAUCGGAAGCUUACCAUUCGCAUCAGAUAUGCCUUCCUUCUACUGCUAGCGACAGUGGGCUUCCUCGAUUUGACAUACCGGGCAUACAUCAUGAUCCGCUCUCGCAAGCCAAUAUCCUGUAACUGUGGAGAGACGGUUGAAGAAGCCAUCGCCAACAACUGCAGAUAUGACUCGAUUGCCGCUGCCUGGCUCCCUCCCGCCUGUCGAAAUGACGAACUUCUGGAGCAAUUCGAGACAUCUGGCCCCAACUCUGACGGGAGCUGGAUGUACUAUGCUGAUAAAAACAAAACACGGGUCCUAUCGCUCGAAGAAGUGUCCAUGCUUCCUAAAACUGGAUCGCACUUCUUUACCACACAUCAGUGGCAUCUUGUGCAUUGUGCAUACUACUGGAAGAAGAUGUUCCUAGCUGCUGAGAUGGGUACGGUGAUUGAAGCUCGGUAUAAUAACCUUGCUCAUAUCAAUCACUGCGAGAUGAUGUUUCUAAAGCGUGAUGCAUUGGAUACAAUUGUGACCGAGGCGGGCGUGUCACUGCAUUCCGAUCGAAUGGUUGUUGCGAAGAAACAUGGCCAUAAAGGGCAUAUGCACGAAGGAAGUGACGGCAUGAGCGAGGAAACUGGCUAUUAG
Molecule: messenger RNA, 717 nt
Organism: Aspergillus pseudonomiae
Lineage: Eukaryota; Fungi; Ascomycota; Eurotiomycetes; Eurotiales; Aspergillaceae
Exons: 1
Coding region: 1-717 (238 amino acids)
Source: RefSeq, a predicted model, not a curated record